Molecule: messenger RNA, 3835 nt
Organism: Musca domestica (house fly)
Lineage: Eukaryota; Metazoa; Arthropoda; Insecta; Diptera; Muscidae
Exons: 7
Coding region: 274-3384 (1036 amino acids)
Biological process (GO): protein ubiquitination
Cellular component (GO): Cul4-RING E3 ubiquitin ligase complex
Source: RefSeq, a predicted model, not a curated record
UUUUGUGUUUUUGUGACGCUGUGUGGUAGUAGUGGAGGGUGCAAGCAAUUCAUUUGGCUUUGACACAAAAGAAGAAAAAAAAUCGAAAAUAAAAUUACAAAUAUUACAAUUAGAAAAUUUAAUAUUAAAAUGUGUUGAACAAUUGGAAAUUUGCAACCAAUACUCAAAUUUGUGAGUGAGAGGAGGAAUUGGAAAAAAGGGCUGUGGUAUCCUUUAUAUAGGAUUUGUCAAUUUUGUUCGUUGUCUGCAGAGAGGAGUGUGUGGGGGUAAAAGAUGGACCACAGCAUUCACAGCGGUAGUCAUGGCUACAUUGAUUUAUCUUCAUCGGAAGAAGAUGAAGAAGAGGAGGAGUUCUCUAUGGCCGAAAGUUCUGAGACGGAUAUCGAUGAUGACGAUAGGGAGGAGUUGCAAAGGCAAUUUUUUCGUCAUGGUCAGACAGCCCAGGCGAUUGAAGGGAAUGGUGCAAGAUUAAGAGAUGAUUUUAGUAAAUGUACUCAGGGUAAUUUGGCCAGGAAGCUAUUGCAAAGAGAAUACAUGGGCAAUCUGGGUUAUGGUCGGAAUUCGAAACCUUUAUUUACAAGCGUGCCAAAAAGACUACGAUUCUGCUUCAGAAACAUAGUUCCAACUGGGCUUUUGCAGGGCCACAUGUUUAUGGGCCUCUCUGCCUGUGGACAGUUCCUGCUCAGCUACAAAGUAUCUUCAAGUGAAAGUGCACCAAACACCAGCCACUAUUCCUUUAAUAUUGGUUACAAGUACACUUUAUACUUUUGGAUAUUUCAACCGCACAAACCUCUACGUAUAUUCUAUCAGUGCUGCCUAUUUGAUGAUCAUGGAGUUGAUAAUAUAAAAGAGGUUAGCAUGAUACAAUGGAAGAACACGGAUCCUCGUAUAUUAAUAGUGCACGGUGCUUCCGAGGAAGAAAACGAAGACUCUUAUAUAACAUAUAUUAAAGUUCCUAAAUUGGGCUGUUUAGAGUGUAGAAAACAUAGAGACACUGAGGAGGAGGAAGGAUUUUUCCGCCGAAAUGUCCUCUGCAUUAAAUGUAAUCUAACUGUUCACACAAAAUAUACACCAAACGAAUCGAACUGUAAAUUCGAUCCAUACAUGCAUCUUAUUUGCCCAGAACGUAUACUGAUAAUUGCCAAUGGAUUCUUCCAUAUGCUUCACAUUCGUUUGGAGCAACCACCAAAAGAUCAUCAGGCUGCCGUGACUAUAACACAUCAGCACCAACAACAGAAUAUGAUAAAUGUGCUAAUGAUGAAACCGACAUGUGGAGGCUCAUCGACGCCUACUCAACUUAUCAAUGAUUUAAGUCCCCACCAGCAGCUGGAGAAGCGCAAUACACCCGUCAUAUUUACUCCCAACACAGAUUUGGAUAACUUCAGUGUAGACAGUCAAACAACCAAUAACUCUCAGAGCAAUGUUGUAAAUCGGAUAAUUGAAGACUUUCCUGAUAUUGAGACUGAUUCAACGCAUUCUGGUAGUGGCAUUGCCAUAACAACGUCACAGCAGCUGGCAUCUGUGGGUCUCAAGUCUCCAACAUCAAUGUUAAGCAAUCCCGAGUCGCCAUUAUCUCAUGUGACAUUGAGCCAAAAGACUGGCGAAGAAAUCGUACUUUCCUGUGGCCCCAACGUAUCUAGUCGUGUCAAUGCCAUUUCGUCCACAAUGACAAAUACGCCAUCCACACAAAACACUUCAUCACCUAUUUCAUCGGGUAACACCAUGAAACCCAACACUUCACCUCCAUUUCAGAACAGUCCCAGACGCCGGCUUCGCAUUGUGUCCAAGUCAUUUCGCAAAGGUGUCUCUAUGUUCUUUUCAUCAUCUGGCAUCACAACCACUCAUACAAUUUCCCCCAACUCAUCCACAAGUGGUGCAUCUAGUGCCAACAAUUCGUCGAACAAUGACCGUGCAUCAACCUAUGAAUUUUGUGAAGAAAAUGAAAAGUGUGAAAAAAUAUCAAUACUACGAAAACGUCGUCUGGCCGAAAGAAAAUAUGAAUUUUCUGAGGAUAAUUCUGAGAACAUAAUACCCUAUACAAAAACAAGGACAUCGGCCUCGAAUUCAUUUAGUUCCUUGAUGAGCAACUCAAGCACAGGCAGUCAUUCGCCACGACACAAUCGAACACAUCUACAUAGCAAUCUUUCGCCAUAUGCCUCACCUUCAUCAUCACCCCAUCCUCAUAGCUCAAAUGUGAGUAGCUAUGGCCAUUAUGUGCCACCCUCAGCUUUGUCCCCCUUGCGCCAUAGCUGCACUUCACCAUUGGGCUUUCGAUCUCCACCCUCAACUUCUGGUCUCAUUACACCAACAUACAGUGGUGGUGGCGGUAGCGGCAAUGUCGGCAACAUUGGUGGCGGAGGUAGUUCCUCUGUUAUGCGUUCUCCAAGCCGUCACUUGGUUAGCAAUAAUUACUAUAAUCACAAAUCACCUCCGCAUUACAGCCUCUCAACGGCUACACAACACAUGUUGAGUUAUAAACCUCAUGGAACCCUAUUGCCACUGCAGUUGUCUGUGGCAAAACGUUCGCAUUUGGAACGAGGUGGCUCAAUAUCACCAAAUUAUCAACAUCCCUUCUUGUCGCCACGACGGGAUGAGAUGCGAUCUUUUGAGGUGCCAUUGCAGGGUGGCAUUGCAGAAAAGCCUGUGUGUACGAAGAAAUUUCAAAGGCGCUACGUGGAAGAGGACGAUGCAGCAUCAGUGAUAACAAGUGAAGAGGACGACUGCAUUUCUCCAGGCUACCAUACGCUUUUACCCGUCGAAGUCCACGGCUCAUGUUAUUCAGAAAUGCAAAUGAUAUCGAAGGCCUCAUUUCAACAUUUGCGUUGUACAAGUGUGGUCAUUGAACAACAUUCUUUUGAUAUGGAAACAUUCACGUACUACGUUAUUAGUACCCUGUGUCAAAAGAAUCAGAAAAUAUAUGACUUCUUUUACGAUUGGGCAUAUGAACUGAUAAAUGUUUGUCCCUUAUCGCACACUUUAUUUUGUCUGCUAAUGGCCCAUUUCUCAGCCCGCGAAGAGGUGACAUCUUGUUUGAAUUGUUCACGAAAAUUAAAUUGUGCAUUCCAUCGGCGCCAAUAUGAAUGCCGUGUCCUCUUUACAUGGAAUAUGUUUACGGGCGAAUGGGAUGUAUUAGAUUUUGGAGAACUACAUGACCAUAAAUUACAGAAUAUUUUCAUACGUAAAGGCGUUAAACGCAAUCCCGUUUCUCUGGCUCAACGUGCCAAGAAACUGGCUCGCGAAAUGGCACAGACUCUCAACAAGCUACCCGAUUACACAAGCAACUUACGUGUAUUGGAUUCGAAUAUUAAAAAAUCUAAAAAGACUAUUACUGAUAUUGAUAAUAUGAUAGAAUUUUAUUUAAAACGACCCCGUUCUAUGAACUGAACUCCAAUUGCAUAUUUUCAAUAAUAUUCAUUUCCACCGCAUUGAUAUUUUUAUGAUUCAUUUAUGUUAGCUGCAUACAUAAAUGAACUCUUAAUUUAAUGGAUUCAUUUUAAUCACCACAUGAAAAUAUGAUUUAUGAUAUAAAACAAUAAUUUUAGAAUUUAGUCUGUAAGCAUCUAUAUUGUGGCAAUCGUAUUUGUAUUCCCUCUACUGUAAAGGCUAAUGGAAGCUUUCGAGCCCUAAGACUUGUUUUAUUUUAUUACAAAGAAAUUGAAAAUAUCUAGGCUCAGUUUUUUCUCCUGUAAUCAAAAUUAGUUGUUUUUUUGUUUUUAAAAUUUGAGAUAGUUUUAAUAGUUUCAUUUUAGAUUUAGCUUAUUUUAAUAUCCUAUUAAAUUAUCUAUUCAGAAAAAUACAACGAGUGAGAUAUUCCUAUACUUUUAGCAAUACAUAA